UAUCAUAUCCCACCUAUAGAAACCUUUACAUUGUGAAGAGGAUUGACAAUCCCAACUUUCUGUGUAUUUCUCAUAUAAUACGAAAUUGCGGAAAAUUAACCAGACAAGCAUGUUCGACUUCACCACCAUCCCGUCGACGUCCAAAGUCCUAUCAGUUUAUGCCUCUGUGGUAACCUCAAUAAUGAUUUUCCGCACCAUGGCGAACCAACUCAUACCCCACCGAACCCAAGACUACAUUUUCUCCCGCUUGCAAUACAUCUUAGCCUAUUUGAUCUCCUCCCCACAGCAGCUCAUGACCAUCGUUGUCGAUGAAGAAACUGAUUUCCAACGCAACGAAAUCUUCGAUGCCUCACAGAUCUACCUUCGCUCUAAGCUCAUCACCCACUCUUCCUCCGUGGACAGAGUCAAAGUAACCAAAACUGCAAGAGACAAGAACCUCUUGUUAGGGUUUGAGAAGGAUCAAGAGAUCAUAGAUUUCUUCCGAGGGAUUCAACUCAAAUGGAAGCUUGUUUAUGAGGAACACAAGAACGACUCAUCUAGGAAUCGCUACAACGACGAAGAGUCCCGAUGGUUUGAACUGAGUUUCGAUAAGAAACACAAAGACGUUGUGUUGUAUUCUUACUUGUCAGACGUAGUGGAGAAAUCAAAGGCGUUGAUAGAAGAAAAGAGAGUUGUGAAACUCUAUAGUCGUGGCAAAUCCAUCAACCUUGAACAUCCGGCGACUUUCGAUAAAUUGGCAAUGGAUCCAGAGCUCAAGAGGGCUUUGAUAGAUGAUUUGGAUAGGUUUGUGAAGAGAAAAGAGUUUUAUAAAAGAGUUGGGAAGGCUUGGAAACGAGGGUAUCUAUUAUAUGGUCCUCCAGGGACUGGGAAGUCCAGCUUGAUAGCUGCCAUGGCCAAUCACCUAAGAUUUGACAUCUAUGAUAUAGAGCUCACAGGUCUUCGUAAUAACUCAGGGCUCAAGGACUUGCUGGUUUGGACCACGAAUCGAUCGAUAAUUGUGAUCGAGGAUAUUGAUUGCAGUAUUGAGAUGAACGAUCGUGGCCAAAAAGAAGGUAGAUCAUCGGAUGACAAUCAGUUGUUGACCCUUUCUGGACUUCUCAACUUCAUCGAUGGUCUGUGGUCGAGUUGUGGAGAUGAACGGAUCAUAGUAUUCACAACCAAUUACAAGGAUCGACUUGACCCGGCUUUGUUGCGACCUGGCCGUAUGGACAUGCAUAUUCACAUGUCCUAUUGUACACCAUCAAGUUUCAGGCUUCUCGCUUCUAAUUACUUUGGGAUCUGUGACCAUCGACUCUUUAAGGAGAUCGAACGGUUGAUAGAGGAAGUGGAGGUGACCCCUGCAGAAGUGGCAGAAGAGCUGAUGAAGAGUGAUGAUGUGGAUGUCAACCUCCAUGGUCUGAUUAAUUUCAUCCAUAGAAAGAAUAAGGAACGUGAAGGAGUCAAAGUACACGAAAAAGUCAAUGAUGAUGAAGAAAGAGUUGAUCGCAACGAAGGUGAAGAAGGACAAAAGGAGGAAAUGCUUGAAAUGAAAACCAAGUAACGGCUUAUCGGGAAGUUGAUUAAGUUGAUUAAGAUUUUGGAUUUAGUUGUAUUGUUAGGAAAUGGAGAUAUCUACUACAUAUAUAUAUAUAUAUAUAUCCUUUUUUAGUACUUUAUUCAUAAUUUUAUGGGUAAAUCUCACUUAUGAUAUUCAACAUUUCAAGAAAUUGCACACCAUAGCCCAGUGGUAUGGCACUCCGCUCAUUUGAGAGUAUGUCCUCAUUUGAGAGUAUGUCCGAGUUUUGGUCACAUAUACCAGUAGUUGUUAUGUGUUUUCCAAGGAGUGUGGUCCAAUGGCCCCAAUUGACUCCCUUGUGAGUCUUUUCUUUA
Molecule: messenger RNA, 1869 nt
Organism: Macadamia integrifolia
Lineage: Eukaryota; Viridiplantae; Streptophyta; Magnoliopsida; Proteales; Proteaceae
Product: AAA-ATPase At3g50940-like
Exons: 2
Coding region: 110-1540 (476 amino acids)
Molecular function (GO): ATP hydrolysis activity; ATP binding
Source: RefSeq, a predicted model, not a curated record